Messenger RNA from Coregonus sp. 'balchen', 3849 nucleotides. The record is from the annotation of a GenBank genome assembly. Lineage: Eukaryota; Metazoa; Chordata; Actinopteri; Salmoniformes; Salmonidae.
AUGAAAGCACCGGAAGGGAUUACUCAUAUUUGGGGUGGUGGAAUGUUUAGAUUCAAAGAUUCACUGAAAAACAAGUUCAGCCUCACAGUAGACUCCUCCAGCAAUACUGUGACUUUAACAGGACAGAGUCUGCAGACUGAAGACACAGCUGUGUAUUAUUGUGCUCACCUCCACAGUGAUACAAACCAGCACAGGACCUGUACUAAAACUCCAUCACACUCAUAUGAAUAGAAAAGUAGCUGAACACUAAACAGGUGUAUAUACAGUAUAUAUAAGAAAUAUCAAUUAAAACACAUACUUUGUAGGCUACAUGAAAACAGUAUUACUACAAUUCCAUAACAGUGAUAUUCCGUCCAUCAAAUCUGCUAAAAAAUGUAUUAUAAACAUUCAUAUUCAAAUCAAAGUAUGAUUAGCAUCAUGCACCCCUUUUCAUUUGUUUGGUGAAUUCUGUCUCUAUGUGGAGAGUAAUCACCCCUCCUUCAGGCCACUAGAGGGCGAGCUAGGCUAAGGUGAACUGAAUGGUUUUUAUAGUAAGGUAUCAUUAUAAUAAUAAUAAUAUGUCAUUUAGCAGACACUUUUAUCCAAAGCGACUUAAAGUCAUGCAUGCAUACAUUUUUGUGUAUGGGUGGUCCCGGGGAUCGUACCCACUACCUUGGCGUUACAAGCGCCGUGCUCUACCAGCUGAGCUACAGAGGACCACUACUGUUAUUCAUUCUCCUUAUUCAAAUGUAAAUUAACUCACUGUCUCGACAAGUGAAGUUUUCAGGUAAAAUGAACCUGUUUCCCAUCUCUGACUCUCCAUGUGAUCUUCCCACCCUGUGAGGAGGAGUCAAUGCAAAACUCUGACCUCUUCCAUCACUACUUAUCUCUACGUCUCACGUUUUCUGGUCUUUCUAGUCUAACCAUUUUGUAACGUGUAGCUUCAGCUUCACGCUUCUUGGUCUUGUAGAGUGUCAACCAUUUUUAAGCCGUGGGGCUUACUGGUCUGGUAGAAAUUCAACCAUUUGCAACGUUUGACUCACGCUUCACGUCUGCUGGUCUAAAGGUUGAUUUGUUUUUCAAGGCUUUUUAUGCACUCGUGGUAAAAGGGUCGUUAAAUUAUGUUUACACAAUCUCUGAUGUCACUCGGGGCGUGGCUAGUCACUGUGCAUAGUUUAUAUGAAAAACUAUUAUCUCAUCAUAAGACUAAAAUCACAAUCCUAUCUUCACCAAAAUACUCUCAUACUUAAUCAUAUAUUUUAUACAACAUUUAGAUGUAAACUUUCCGAGUUACAGUUAUUACUUGAUACCAUCCUUAUUGACAUCACAAAAUAAUAAACAAUAUGACAUGAUUAUUCUUUAGAUCCCCACUGACCAUUUCCCACAUUCUUUUAAGUAGGAAUAUUGUUUAAUUAUCCACUUGGUGCCUUAUUGCUAUUAUAAUCUGUUUACCAACGUAAACAUUUAUGUUUUGUCAUACCCAUGGUAUGCGGUCUGGUAUACCACAGCUGUCAGCCAAUCAGCAUUCAGGACUUAAACCACCCAUUUAAAAUAUAUAAUACUUUACAAAACAGUUAACUGAUGGUGAAAAAUAUUAAAAAAUAUUUGAACAAAUGAUAUAUAUUUGUAUUUUCACCUAUCCACAUACCAUCUGAAUGUGUUGCUAUCCUCAUAGAGCAGGUGUGUGGUACUGGUGGGAGGUUUUUGUUAUGGUGUGUAUCACUGUGACUAUACAGUUACGGUUGGGAUCUAUUGGAGGGUCACAGUGAUAUUACGCCGUACAAAAACCCUUUGCUCCUGUAUGGACACAUCAACACUGAACAGGUCAAAUAAACACCCCCCACGACAAUGGUACCAAUAUAAACCUACUGAAACUUCAAUAUAAACAUGAUUUUGUCCAUAGCCAUGUUAUUGGAUUUUAUACUGCAACAUAAAUACAUACAUUUGCAAACAACAGUCACAAACUGACAAUGGCACAAACAUUGAAGAUUAAUAUACCAACUCAUAGAGAAUAUAAUACUGGUACGAAUCUGUAGUAAUGCUACAAUGUAUAGUUUUAGCCAUGGUUUUAUGUUUCUUAUACCUGACUGAGAGCAGACAGAGUCAUAUGGAAUCCCUAUGGAGAUGUGAAGGAGGUGUUAUUGUGCUGGGGUAUAUCUAAAAAUGUUACAUUUGUGAUUUUUCAUCAGAAAUGAUUACUUAUGGGUACCUUCAUGUGUGUGCAAAAUAUUACUGUUCUCAGAUUUUUUAUUCAUAGAUUUGAGAUGUGUAUAAAUAUAUAUAUUUUUGCAAAACACUAUAUAUCCAAUGUUUAGCUGGAAUGACAUUUUAGUAUCCUAUAUAUUUGACUGUGAUAUGUGGUUGUCUCACCUAGCUAUCUUAUGAUGAAUGCACAUACUGUAAAUCGCUCGGGAUUAGUGUAAAUGUUUUACAUACUGAUCUCAAAUUACUGUAUUGAAUUAUAAAAAUAAAAAUAUACAUUUUUAAAAUAUGAAUGUCAGAAAUGUAUAAUUUGUACAGUUCUUUAUUACAAAUUACUUAUUUAUUUCUGAGUGAGGCAGAUAUAUAUCAUUUUGCAAAAAAAACAUGAUCAUUUGUAUCUCUGAAAUGAAACCAUCAAGUGAUAGAUUUUAAACAAAUACAUGUAAAGUGCAUUCGGAAAGUAUUCAGUCCCCUUCCCUUUUUUCCACAAUUUGUUACGUUACAGCCUUAUUCUAAAAUGGAAACAAUUAUUAUUUACCCAUGUGAGAAUGGUGCCAGCACAAUACACAGUAAUGUAAAUGUAUUUCCACAUCAAGAUAUUCAGACUAAUAAUCAGUCACAUAAACGGUCAAAUUAUAAUUUGUAAGUUAACCUUACAAAAAACGUUAAAACCAUACAUCAUUAAAAGUUUUAAUGAAAUGUAAACCCAAACAAAAUGUAGAACUUUUGUUCCCAUGUUGCUGAUCUUCAACAUAUCAUACUAAAGCCAUUAUAUAUAGUCAACACAUCAUACUAAAGCAAUUAUAUAUAGUCAAGACAUCAUACUAAAGCCAUUAUAUAUAGUCAACACAUCAUGCUAAAGCCAUUAUAUAUAGUCAACACAUCAUACAAAAACCAUUAUAUAUAGUCAACACAUCAUACUAAAGCCAUUAUAUAUAGUCAACACGUCUCAUCAGUAAAAUCUGAACUACAGAGAGUAGAAUAAAGGACAGGGAGAAGAGAAUCAAGGAAUAGAAUAGAAGAUCUCUCCCUGUCAGGAUAUUUAAACCUCUAGAGGGCGGUCUAUGCAAAGUCUCCCUCCCCUUCAUCCCUUUAUAAUCAGACACUCAGCUCUGACCUUCUCAUUAUAGACAGCUUGGACUGAUAUUACAACAUUACAAGUCCUGUACUAACUAAUACUGAACAAUGGAACUGAAGCCUGUCUGGAGUUUAGUUGUCAUGGUGAUGUCCAUACACAGUAAGUAAAGCAUUACAUGGUGACUGAAGAAAUGUCUGAGUAUCAUGGUCAACUCUAAAUCAAUUUAAAUACCACAUCUUCAAUUGUGUCAAUGUUUAUUUUUUUUUGCAGGUGUUUGUUGUGAUAUCAGACUGGAUCAGACACCUUCGCAGGUGAAAAUACCUGGACACUCUGUUAAAGUGUCCUGUACAAUCUCUGGUUAUUCAAUGACUAGCAGUAACAUUCACUGGAUAAGGCAGAAACCAGGGAACGGACUUGAGUGGAUUGGGAGAAUGAACACUGGUUCAGGCACAGAUGUUAUCUAUGCGGACUCCCUGAAAGGCCAGUUUAUCCUGACUGAGGACGUCUCCACAAGCACACAGUUCUUAGAGGCCAAGAGUCUGAGAUCAGAGGACUCUGCUGUUUAUUAUUGUGCUCGACAGACACACUGA